AUGUGUAAACACAUCCUCAACGCCCAGGUGUCAAUCCGCUCACCAUGCUGCCGCAAAUGGUUCGACUGCCCCGAAUGCCACGCCGAGCAGGAGUCGCACCCGCUGCUGCAGCGGUUCGAGAUGACGUUUGCGUGCAAGAAGUGCAAGAAGUGCUUCCGCAAGGACGCGUCCGAGUUUGAGGAGGCGGACGAGUACUGCCCGCACUGCGACAACCAUUUCGUGCUGGACGCGGUCACGCCCAAGCCGGCGAUCAGCGUUGAGGGCGCCGACGUGCGGAUCGACAGCCGGAUGAUCAAGGACGAGCGAGUCAAGGCGAAGGCCGGCGAGAAGGUGACCGUGUUUGAUCCCGACAGGGAGGCUGACAAACUCGGCUGA
Messenger RNA from Chaetomium strumarium, 375 nucleotides. RefSeq lists its product as uncharacterized. The record is from RefSeq and is a predicted model, not a curated record. The transcript has 3 exons. Gene Ontology annotation, molecular function: zinc ion binding. Gene Ontology annotation, cellular component: mitochondrial intermembrane space. Bases 1 to 375 code for a protein of 124 amino acids. Lineage: Eukaryota; Fungi; Ascomycota; Sordariomycetes; Sordariales; Chaetomiaceae. Gene Ontology annotation, biological process: protein import into mitochondrial intermembrane space.